Molecule: messenger RNA, 2928 nt
Organism: Emys orbicularis (European pond turtle)
Lineage: Eukaryota; Metazoa; Chordata; Testudines; Emydidae
Product: nesprin-1-like
Exons: 18
Coding region: 1-2928 (975 amino acids)
Biological process (GO): nucleus organization; cytoskeleton organization; nuclear migration
Cellular component (GO): perinuclear region of cytoplasm; membrane; nuclear envelope
Molecular function (GO): kinesin binding
Source: RefSeq, a predicted model, not a curated record
AUGGUGGUAGGAGAGGAUUUAUGUGCUGUGAGGAUGGCAGAGGACUGCAGUGUGGAUUCAGACCUCCCAGACUGCAAUUGCGAUGUCACAAGGGUGAAGAAGUUGAAGGAGACCCUGGUUGCUGUGCAGCAGCUGGAUAAGAACAUGAACAGCUUGAGAUCCUGGCUCGCUCACAUUGAGUCAGAGCUGUCCAAACCCAUUGUCUACGAAACCUGUGAUUCCGAAGAGAUACAAAGGAAACUGAAUGAGCAGCAGGAACUCCAAAGGGACAUAGAGAAACACAGCACUGGAGUUGCAUCUGUUCUCAAUCUGUGUGAGGUGCUGCUCCACGACUGCGAUGCUUGUGCCACAGAAACAGAGUGCGACUCCAUCCAGCAGGCCACCCGGAACCUGGACAGAAGAUGGAGAAACAUCUGUGCAAUGUCAAUGGAAAGGCGACUUAAAAUUGAAGAGACGUGGCGACUGUGGCAAAAGUUCUUAGAUGACUAUUCUCGCUUUGAAGACUGGCUGAAAAUUUCAGAGAGGACAGCUGCCUUUCCUAGCUCCUCUGGUGUGGUGUAUACGGUUGCCAAGGAAGAGCUAAAGAAAUUUGAGGCCUUCCAAAGACAAGUGCAUGAAAGUCUGACACAGCUGGAACUGAUUAAUAAACAGUACCGCCGCCUGGCCCGAGAAAACCGCACUGACUCUGCUUGCAGCCUCAAACAGAUGGUCCAUGAAGGGAACCAGAGAUGGGACAACUUACAAAAGCGAGUCACUUCUAUCCUGCGCAGGCUAAAACAUUUUAUUGGCCAGCGCGAGGAGUUUGAGACAUCACGUGACAACAUUCUGGUCUGGCUAACAGAGAUGGAUCUGCAGUUGACCAAUAUUGAACAUUUCUCAGAGUGCGACGUCCAAGCAAAGAUAAAGCAACUCAAGGCUUUCCAGCAAGAGAUCUCCCUGAACAACAAUAAAAUUGAUCAGAUAAUUGUCCAGGGUGAGCAGCUGAUAGAGAAAAGCGAACCCAUAGAUGCAGCUGUCAUUGAAGAAGAACUGGAUGAGCUCCGGCAUUACUGUCAAGAGGUCUUUGGUCGCGUGGAACGCUACCACAAGAAAUUGAUCCGCCUUCCUCUAACAGACGAUGAACAUGACCUCUCUGACAGAGAGGUGGAUCUGGAUGAAUCAGCAGAUCUCUCUGACAUACACUGGCACGACAAAUCUGCAGACAGCAUUCUCUUCCCACACCCCUCCUCCAACCUCUCACUGUCACUUGCCCAACCGAUGAGAAGUGAGCGGUCAGGGCGGGAUACUCCUGCAAGUGUAGAUUCCAUCCCCUUGGAAUGGGAUCAUGACUAUGACCUCAGUCGGGACUUGGAGACAGCCGUUUCGAGGGCACUGCACUUAGAGGAGGAGGAAGGACAAGAAGACAAAGAUUUCUAUCUUAGGGGAGCAGCUAGUAUAGCAGAUGUAGUGAUCCCAGAAAGCCCCGAGGCCUAUGUAAAACUUACUGAAAAUGCACUCAGAAAUAUCUCUGGAGAACCAGGUGCCUUGGAAACACACAUCCGUCAGCUGGACAAGGCCUUAGACACUAGUCGUUUCCAAAUACAGCAAACAGAAAAUAUCAUUCGCAGCAAAACACCCACAGGACCGGAACUAGAUUCCAGUUACAAAGGAUAUAUGAAGCUACUGGGUGAGUGCAGUGGCAGCAUAGACUCAGUAAAAAGGCUUGGUUACAAACUGAAAGAGGAAGAGGAGAAGCUCUCUGGAUUUAUAAACCUGAAUAGUACUGAAACACAAACAGCUGGUGUGAUUGAUCGCUGGGAGUUAAUCCAGGCCCAAGCUCUAAGCAAGGAACUCAGAAUGAAACAGAACCUUCAGCAGUGGCAGCAGUUCAACUCUGACCUGAACAACAUUUGGGUUUGGUUAGUGGAGACUGAAGAGGAGCUAGAGAAACUCUGUCAUCUUGAUCUCAGCACCGACAUACAAACCAUUGAGCUCCGAAUUAAAAAACUGAAAGAGUUGCAGAAAGCUGUUGAUAACCGCAAAGCGAUCGUCCUGUCCAUCAACCUGUGCAGCUCCGAAUUCACUCAAUCUGAUAGCGAAGAAAGCAAGAAGCUGCAGGAGCGCCUAUCUCAGAUGAACAUGCGCUGGGAACGUGUAUGCAGUAUGAUUGAAGAAUGGCGUUGCUCACUGCAGGAUGCACUAAUGCAAUGUCAGGAUUUCCAUGAAAUGAGCCAUGGUUUGCUGCUUUGGUUGGAGAACAUUGACAGAAGAAAAAAUGAGAUCUUGCCUAUUAAUUCAAACCAAGACUUGGACACUCUGCAGGAUCAUCACAGACUGCUAAUGCAAAUCAGACGCGAGUUGCUAGAGUCUCAGCUGAAAGUGGUGUCACUCCAAGAUAUGUCCUGCCAACUGCUGGUCAAUGCUGAAGGCAAGGACUGCCUGGAAGCUAAAGAGAAAGUCCAUGUCAUUGGAAACAGACUCAAGGUCCUACUGAAGGAGGUCACACAUCACAUCAAGGACCUAGAGAAAAUCUUAGACAUCUCAAGCAGUCAACUGGAUUUGUCUUCAUGGUCCUCAGCUGAUGAACUGGACACUUCAGGAUCACUCAGUCCUGUAUCUGGAAGAAGCACACCAAGCAGACAGAGAACGCCACGGGGCAAAUGUAGUGUCUCACAGCCUGGACCCUCUGUCAGCAGUCCACACAGCAGGUCCAUAAGAGGUGGCUCAGAUUCCUCCCAUUCUGAGACACUGGCAGCUCAGCAGUACCCAUCCUUCUUCCUGAGAGUCCUCAGAGCUGCUCUACCACUUCAGCUUCUUCUGCUGCUCUUGAUUGGUCUUGCCUGCCUUGUACCAGUGACUGAGGAGGACUACAGCUGUACCCUAUCGAAUAAUUUUGCCCGGUCCUUCCACCCCAUGUUAAGAUAUACUAAUGGCCCUCCUCCUUUAUGA